This is a messenger RNA of Leptosomus discolor (cuckoo roller), 1815 nucleotides long. RefSeq names its product zinc finger CCCH-type containing 12A (gene ZC3H12A). Lineage: Eukaryota; Metazoa; Chordata; Aves; Leptosomiformes; Leptosomidae. Gene Ontology annotation, biological process: 3'-UTR-mediated mRNA destabilization. Gene Ontology annotation, cellular component: cytoplasmic ribonucleoprotein granule; nucleus. The record is from RefSeq and is a predicted model, not a curated record. Gene Ontology annotation, molecular function: RNA endonuclease activity; mRNA binding; metal ion binding.
UGCGACAGCGCCGAGAUGCAGCUGAAGGUGGACUUCUUCCGCAAGCUGGGCUACUCCUCGGAGGAGAUCCACGUCGUGCUGCAGAAGCUCGGCCUGAACGCCGACACCAACACGGUGCUGGGGGAGCUGGUGAAGCACGGCCCGGCCGAGCGGGAGAGCGCCGAGGCCCCGCCGGAGGCCAAGGAGGCCCCGCUGGUCCCGCGGGGGGGGGCCGCCAACAAGACCCCCGCCCCGGCGCCGCCCCCCGAGGAGGCGGAGAGCGAGAACCUGAAGCCCAUCGUUAUCGAUGGCAGCAACGUGGCCAUGAGCCAUGGAAACAAAGAAGUGUUCUCCUGCCGAGGUAUCCUUCUGGCUGUCCAGUGGUUUUGGGACAGGGGACACAAGGAUAUUACAGUCUUUGUGCCUUCUUGGAGGAAGGAGCAGCCACGACCAGAUGUACUUAUAACAGACCAGUACAUUCUCCGUGACCUUGAAAAGAAGAAAAUUCUGGUCUUCACUCCUUCCAGGCGGGUUGGAGGGAAGCGUGUUGUCUGUUACGAUGACCGAUUCAUUGUGAAACUGGCACAUGAGUCUGAUGGCAUUGUGGUUUCUAACGAUACUUAUCGGGACCUGCAGAACGAACGUCCUGAGUGGAAGAAAUUCAUUGAGGAGCGUCUGCUGAUGUAUUCCUUUGUUAACGACAAGUUUAUGCCUCCAGAUGAUCCCUUAGGGCGACAUGGCCCCAGCCUGGAUAACUUUCUCAGAAAGAAACCUGUGGUGCCAGAACACAAGAAACAACAGUGCCCUUACGGGAAGAAAUGCACUUACGGAAUUAAGUGUAAAUUCUACCACCCUGAAAGGAUCAAUCAGCCCCAGCGCUCAUUAGCUGAUGAACUCCGAGCCAAUGCAAGGUUGUCUCCUACCAGAAGUACCAGUGCCAAGGAGGAGAAAAAGGGCAAGAGAGGUUCCCAGGCAGAGCUCUUGUGCUCUGUGCCCACAGAGAGUGAUAAAAGCUCUUUGCAGAAGGUCUCUGCAGAGAGGAAAAGCUUGACCCACAAAGCAAAGCCCAGUGAUGUUCCGCUUCAGGUCAAAGGCUGUGUGUCAGGCAGUGUCCCCCCUAACAGUGGGAGCCACAGGUCCUCUGACAGGUACCAGCAGCCUCAUAUGGACUCUCUGUCUUACAUCUCUCAGGAGCAUCUCGACUCAGGCAUUGGGUCUCUGGAGAACCAAUUGUCUGACAUGUGGCCUUACAGAUCUGCCAGUCACUGUGAUCAUUCCCAUGCUGACCAGGUGGCAGUCUGCACCUGCGGUAGGCAGAGACCUGUCUACCCACAUUCACCCAGCUUGGAGCAAAACGGUCUGGUCUCUUACAAGCACGGUUCCCAUAAGUCUUCUUCCUCUGGUGCUAGCUUCUUGCAGUAUAGCCCUGAGGUACCUCACUCAGGACCGCCUCACUCUUUCUCAGGCUAUGGAGUACCCGUACACCCAGCUAAUGCUGGGCAGUACAGUCUGCCCAGUGAGUAUAACACCCCUCCGCCCCAUUCUCGCGAGUACUGGUCUGAACCGUACCAGGUGCCACCUCCUCAAAUGAGAUCUACCAGUGUGCGAGAUCCUCGCUCAGUACAGAGGGCCCCAGGGCCAGCAUACGGGGAGUCCUGCCAGUGGGCUGUCUCCGACCAGUUUGCGGAGGAGCGGGCCAACGUGCACGUCAAGCUGUGCGGCAUAUUCCAUCCCCAUUUAGUUGAUGCUGUGAUGAGCCGUUUCCCUCGGCUUCUGGAUCCCCAGCGGCUAGCUGCAGAGAUACUAACGUACAAGUCUCAGAACCCGGGUAUAUGA